AUGCUCCUCUUCACCGCUGCUCUCCUCGUGGCUCCUGCUCUCGCCCUCCCACUGGAGAGUGCCUUUGCUCAUGGGCGGUACAUUGCCAGCUUGAACCUUGUAACGCGACAGCAUGAGACCCGACAGCAGUUGACCGCGUCAAUAUGGGGUACCUGUGGAGCGGAAUGCUCGGGCAUCAGCGAUACGCUACGGAACGACUGCGGCGUCGAACUCCAGCAGCGAUUCAGGCGCGACGUCGCGGUGUGCGAGGCGGCUUGUAAAACCGAUUACAAGGGCAAGCUGAGUCAAUGCGACGCAUGCCUCAAAGGGUUGACAAACGAGACCGACUCUACGCUGGCAGGACAGAGAGAAGUGGCGACAUGGGAAUCCUUCAUGGCCAGCUUUUGCCCCACCAGCACCACGCCACCUGAAACGACCAACCCCGAGCCUCUAUGCUCCCAAUGCACUGCUCUCUACCCGCGUGUGAUGACUGCGUGUAACACGAGCAACCCUGACACAUGCCGAGGGUUAUGUGGCGACCUGGACGCGAUCAACUCCUGCGUCGAGUGCUACGGCGAUGGGUAUGACGAGUACAAGAGCUACGCCCGUGACGCCCAGUGGUACUGCACUACCGACGGCGGUAAGGGAUGCUCGCGCAUGAUGGACGAUGUGGGCAAAUUGUGCGGAGACGACCAAACUCACUGCAACGACAUCUGUACCGGCGAUAAUUGGGCCGACAUCAAGCAGUGUGAGGAUGCUGUCCCGAACUCCGGUCUUACGGGGAGCCAGGGGCCGACGAUUCUAGAUGGAAUCGGCUCCUUCAACACAUUCUGUGCCAAGGUGCCACCCGAGGUGAUCAAGACGGGGUGUGCCAAGGAGUGUGAUGCGAUCCGUGGGACGUACGGCGACCUGUGUCGGGACAAGCAGGCGACCAAGUGUCAGGGAAUGUGUAGUCCCGACAACCUCGGCUCGUUCGAGGCGUGCAACUCGUGCUCCCAGGGCGGGAACAGCACGUACACCGACGACACCAAGUCGAGCAUCAGUGCCAGCUUGACCACGCUCACCGCGUGGUGCAUCAAGGUGGAGACCAAUCCCAUCGACAACCCAGAGGUGAUCAACACGAUUCCGGACCCGACGCCAGUUGAGACAGUCGAGAUCGUGCCGGUUGACCCCAAGGAUACAAAGGAUCCAGGCACGCUCAAGAACCCCUUCACUAAGAGUGACUCGUCCAACUCGAGCACUGAGUCAAAGGGCAUUCCGACGUGGGGCAUCGGCGUUGCGGCCGGCGGAGGCGCGCUGCUCCUAGCUGGCGUUGUUGGCUCCAUUAUCGCGUGUAACUAUCAGUGCGACCACGACCAUCGUCGUCUCCGCCGCCGCCGCCGGAAGAACAAGAAGAAGGACGACGACGAGAAACCCCAGCAGCAGCAACCGCCGCCCCAGCAGGAGCCCCAGAUCGUCGGGUACAUGGUGCCGAGCGAGCGGCCGCCGAGUCAAGGUUACUUUGCCGGUCCCGCCAGUCCGCCAAUGGGCACCCCACUCUCCCCGCCUGUCAGCAUGGCGCACACCCCCAUCGGACCCGGUCCCAUUAGCCCGCCUCAGAGCCCGCCGCCGAUGAGCCCUCCCGGCUCCCCGCCGCCGAUGGGAUACGCUUAUCCACAGCAGCAGUUCGGCCAGCAGCAGUACGGUCAGCAACAGUACGGUCAGCACUACCCGCCGUACCCGCCGCACCAGGGCGGCCAGCAGUACUAG
Molecule: messenger RNA, 1728 nt
Organism: Cutaneotrichosporon cavernicola
Lineage: Eukaryota; Fungi; Basidiomycota; Tremellomycetes; Trichosporonales; Trichosporonaceae
Exons: 4
Coding region: 1-1728 (575 amino acids)
Source: RefSeq, a predicted model, not a curated record